AUGAAUAUAAUUGAAAAUCCAUCACCAGAAUUUGAACGUCAAUUUAUUCUUGCUAUCAAUGCACGACGAAAAUUAAAAGGCAAUAAACCAAAAUUUGUAAUAACUUCAAAUCAAGUAUUAUCUUCAAAUGAUGAUUAUAAAAAAAAUCAAGUACUUUUAACUGUUAAAAGUAUUCAAACAUUAUUACUUAGUUGUAAUGAUAAAUCUCCACGGGGAUAUGAUGCAAGUUGGUGUAAAGUUUUACGUGUUCAAAAACUUCAACAAAUUCUUGUUAUUGUUUUAAAUGGUGUAACAGAUGAAAAUUAUAAUCAACUGAAAGAUACUGAACAUUUUCAGCGAUGGAAAAAAUUAUUUACUUCGGAAAAUAUUUGUCAUACAUUUCGUUUUCAUACUCAAAACAACAUAUCACUUCUUGAACAAUUUAGUAAAAUUGCAGCAAAACCACGAUCUAAUAAUCAAUCUCAAGAUCAUUCAUUAUUAAAAACAAAAGCAGAACAGUUAAGUAAAAGAAAACGUUCAUUGAAUGAUGAUGACGAUGUUGAUGAUGAGAAUAAUAAUAAAAAGAAUGAAACAUCAAUACAAACAUUUCAAAGACCUUGUGAUGAUCAAUUUUCGCGUGUAGAUUUAGUUUUAAAUUUAAAACAAUUAAUUAGUGGAAAUUAUCCAUGUCCAAUGUAUAAUCAAUUUAAAAAUUUUAAACAAAUUAAAUCUUCAUACAAACCAAUAACAUCUACAAGUAGAAUAUUUGCAUUGGAUGUUGAAACAUUUUCUGAUAUGAUUAAUAAUCGACAAAUUCCAUAUUGGAUUUCUAUGGUUGAUGAAAAAUUAAAUUGUAUUUAUCAAACAUUAAUUAAACCAAAUGAAAAUCAAUAUAUGAAAGACUAUCAACAACGUCGUGAACAAGUUAUCAGAAGUGUUCCAGAUAUAACUGAAAGAACUUUAUCAGAAGUUCAUGAAGAUCUUGGUAAUUUAUUUGAUGAUGAUUUAAUAUUAGCUGGACAUAGUAUUGAAAAUGAUCUUAAAUAUUUACAAAUUUAUUAUCCAUAUAUUAUUGAUACAUCAAUUAUCUUUAAUGUUAGUGGAUCAAGAAUAGAAAAAGCAAGUUUACAAAAACUCUAUGCAAUCUUUUUUGGACGUUUAAUACAAAAAACUCGUCUUGAACAUGAUCCAACAGAAGACGCACGAGCUACAAUGGAACUAAUACAAUUAAAACUUUGUAAAAAUAUUGAAUUUGGUGAUUGGUUUCUUGGUGGUGUUGAUCAAUUAAAAGUUUUAGGAAAUUUUGAUUCAUUAGAAUUAAAUGAAAAUUUUGAACAAUGUAAAACAUUUUUAGCACAAACUAAAUUUGGUUUACAAGAAGAUUUUUUUAAGAAAAUUAAACAACAAAAUAAAGCUUUGAUUAUUGAACAAACAGUGAAUAAAGUAAGAACUUCUUUACCAACAACUGAAGUUGAUUCAAAUCGUCAAGCUUUUAAAACAUGUAUGAAACAAAUACCAACAAAUGAAUUUCUUUGGCUUCAAUUUUAUUGUUCAUCAUUAAAUGAUGAUGAACAAUCACUCGUUAAAAUAUCAAAAUAUAUUAAAAAGCUCUAUCGAUCGUUACGAGAAGAUUCAAUAAUUAUUGGAGUUUUAUCUGGUCAACAAGAACAUUUUGGUAGAUGUUUUAUUAGAAUUAAAGAUGAAGAAAAAUAUAUUCCAUUAAUUAUCGAUGGAAAAGAAUAUCCACAUGAUUUAAAAUUAAUUAAAACAAAAUGA
Molecule: messenger RNA, 1755 nt
Organism: Adineta steineri
Lineage: Eukaryota; Metazoa; Rotifera; Eurotatoria; Adinetida; Adinetidae
Source: the annotation of a GenBank genome assembly